This is a messenger RNA of Danaus plexippus (monarch butterfly), 575 nucleotides long. RefSeq names its product large ribosomal subunit protein uL15 (gene RpL27A). Gene Ontology annotation, molecular function: structural constituent of ribosome. The coding region runs from base 93 to 539 and encodes 148 amino acids. Gene Ontology annotation, cellular component: cytosolic large ribosomal subunit; ribosome. The record is from RefSeq and is a predicted model, not a curated record. Gene Ontology annotation, biological process: translation. Lineage: Eukaryota; Metazoa; Arthropoda; Insecta; Lepidoptera; Nymphalidae. The transcript has 5 exons.
AAAUUCACUUAUGGCAACAAUUAUUUUAUGACACUUGGCGCAAUUUGACAUCUUUCUUUCCUUUUGUAAAGUUCUUGUUGAAAGCAGGAAAUAUGGCCACCUCCAAGAAGAAGACUAGGAAGUUAAGAGGACAUGUGAGCCAUGGACACGGACGCAUUGGUAAGCACCGCAAGCAUCCUGGAGGUCGCGGUAACGCUGGAGGUGAGCACCACCACAGAAUUAACAUGGACAAAUAUCAUCCUGGAUACUUUGGCAAGCUUGGUAUGAGAAACUACCACUUGAGAAGGAACAAGGAAUUCUGCCCUGUUCUCAACUUGGACAAACUGUGGACACUAGUGUCUGAGCAGUCUAGACUCAAGUACGCCAAUGCUACUGAUGGCAAAGUCCCCGUCAUCAACAUUGUCAAAGCUGGAUACUACAAGCUUCUCGGCAAGGGUAAACUACCCAAGCAACCCGUCAUUGUUAAGGCCAAGUUCUUCUCAAAGACAGCUGAGCAGAAGAUCAAAGCUGCCGGAGGAGUGUGUGUAUUGUCCGCGUAAUUUAAGUGUAAAAUAAAGUUCUAAAAAAACUCCAAA